AUGUUAGAUAAAAAAUUGUUAUCACCCAUUGAUAAUAAAAGAGAUAGACCUUUAAGUAGUUAUUUCGAAUUGCCUAGUAAUAAGGUAGAUAAUUAUUUACAAAAUCAACAGAAAAAAUUUGAUUUCGAUAGUGAAAUCGAUGAUGAAUUUGAUUCUCCCAUCAGUAAAAGGAAAUCCUUUAAAGAUUUUUCUGCAUUAAAAAGUAACAGUAAUACUUUCAAAAACUUAACUAACAUAGUUAAUUUAGGUAAAAGAAUUACAAAAUCAACUAAGAAAUUGAUUACUAGAAGUAAAGAUGAUGAAAAUAAAGAGAAUGAUGACACUGCAUCUACUAUUAUAGAUAGUGACACCGAAGAUGAUGAAAAAGAUUAUAAUGAUAAACUUGACGAUACAAACAAUACAACGCAUGAUAAAGAUAUAUUGAAAGAUCUUUACAAAUAUGAAGAAGAUGGUGACGAUGAAGAAAGUGAUCAUGAACAUGAACGUGAAGGAGAUGAAGAAAAUUAUGAUCAAUUCGAUAGUGUUCUUAAAGGGUCAAAGACUCCUUUAAAGCUUCGAAGAUUUCAUUCUAUGUAUCAUACUAAUAAAGAGAAAGAUAUAAUCUUGAAAGACAAUUCAAUUUUGAAACAAUCAAACAUUAAAACUUUUAAAUUAGAAAAUGACUUGAUUCCUAGAAUUGAUGAAGAUUCUUUAUUCAAAUUGAUUAAUGAUGGUUUCGAACACAACUUUAAAGAUAUUGUAAUCAUUGAUUGUAGAUUUGAUUACGAAUUUAAUGGUGGGCAUAUCAAAAAUGCUAUCAAUAUUUCUAAACAAGAUGAAUUAGAAGAGUUGUUUAUUAACAAUGUUGAACCUGAAACUAACGGGAAGAAAUUAUUGAUUUUCCAUUGUGAGUUCAGUUUAUUCAGGGGUCCAACUAUGGCUCAGCAUUUAAGAAAAUGUGAUAGAAUUUUAAAUUUGAAUAAUUAUCCAAAUUUAAAUUAUCCCGAUAUACUUAUCUUACAAGGUGGGUACAAGAAGUUCUUUGAAAAAUAUAAAAUUGAAUGUUUCCCACAAAAUUACAUUGAAAUGAAUAAGAAAUCUCCUGAGUUAGAAAAAUACAAGUCAUUAGCCAAAUCCAAUAAUUAUAAUCAUUUAAGAUCAAAUAGUUAUACUACUAUCACGUCCCAUUCAGAGAACUUGAAGAUUUUGAAGAGGCAAAAGUCCAUCACUUUAUCAUUAACAAGGGCAUCAACAUAUUGUUUUGAUGAUCAUAAUGAUCAUGGUGAAUCAAAUUUCUUAAAUUUUGAUAAUGCUACUUCAAAUUCCAAUAUUAAUUCAUAUUCCAAUUUAAUGGAAGAAUUUCAACCACCAAUUUUGAAUUUCGGAUUAAAUAAAUCUUCAAAUUCAAUUAAUUCAUUAAACAGUUCAUUAAGUGAAUUAUCAACAUUUUCAUCAAAUGAAUCGAGUGAUUCAGUUUCAAUUUCAAAUAGUCCCAUAAUGGAAAUGAAUGAAUUCUUCUCAUCAAGUAAUAAUUCACAAAUUUCCACUUUGAAUACCCAAUCAAAUAAUUCUUCCACAACAUUAAGUUUUAAUGUACCAAAAACUCACAGUAGAUCAAAUUCAAGUUCAAGUUUAAAGAAAAAGAAGAAAGAUUUUACAUUCCCACAAAGUUCUCCAAGGAGAUUAAAGUCCCUUACCAUUAAUACUAAUAAUACCCAUUCGAGAAAUAAUUCAAGAACUUUGAAUCAUUCAAGAAAUCAUUCAAGAAACAAAUCCAUUAGUAAUGGUCACAGUCAAUCAUUAAGUUUUAUUCAUUCUUCGCCCGUGGUUUCAUCACCUUUAUCAAACAUGACACCCUUGCCAACCCCAAUUUCAACUUUGACAUCAGUUUCAAUGAAUUCCAUCGAUCCUAUCAAUGAUGCUCCUGUUGAAUUUUUACCUUAUGAUAAGAAAUUCUAA
Molecule: messenger RNA, 1938 nt
Organism: Yamadazyma jaroonii
Lineage: Eukaryota; Fungi; Ascomycota; Pichiomycetes; Serinales; Debaryomycetaceae
Source: the annotation of a GenBank genome assembly